UGGGGUGGCCGCCGCCGUUUACCUUGGCAUGCUCGUUUACAUAGCCAGAAUCGGUAAUCCACCAGACUCCAGCUGCCAGCCGCCCAGCUCUGUUUCUCUCUGCUGUCUGAAUCGUGUCGAACUCCAGACGAAGAAGCGAGGUUGGCGAUCCCUUGACGGAGAGAAAGGAAUGAAGUUGAGACCGUUGGUUCUACUUCUUGUAGCAUCUUCCGUGGUUUUUUUGCCCGGAGUUUUUGCGGAUGGAGUCACUCCCUCGGAGGCCAAAGAGCUCAGAGACGAGGUGCGUGAGAUGUUUUAUCACGCUUUCAAUGGAUAUAUUCAGCAUGCUUUUCCUCUUGAUGAAUUAAGACCCUUGAGUUGCAAAGGAGAAGACUCGCUUGGUGGUUAUGCCUUAACUCUCAUAGACUCCUUGGAUACCUUGGCAUUACUGGGGGAUAGUGAAAGAUUCGGUGAAGCUGUUGAAUGGGUCUCUAAAAAUGUUAACUUUGCAAUUAAUAAAACAGUUUCAGUUUUUGAGACCACAAUUAGGAUUCUUGGGGGUUUGCUCUCUGCUCAUCUCAUUGCCAGUGACUACUCUACGGGUAUGAAGAUUCAAUCCUAUGAUGAUCAAUUACUUCAUUUGUCUGCGGAUUUGGCACAAAGAUUACUGCCUGCCUUUGACACUCCCACAGGAAUCCCAUUUGGAUCUGUCAAUUUGUUACAUGGAGUUGAUGAAAACGAAAGCAAGAUAACAUCAACAGCAGGUGGUGGCACUCUGACAUUGGAAUUUGGGGUGCUUAGUCGUUUAACUGGCAACCCAGUUUUUGAGCAAGUUACAAAGAAUGCUGUGCGGGGAAUAUGGGCUCGCAAAUCAAAGAUCAACCUUGUUGGAGCUCAUAUCAACAUUUUCACUGGUGAGUGGACUCAAAAGGAUGCUGGGAUAGGAACGAGCAUUGAUUCUUUCUAUGAAUACCUUCUGAAGGCAUAUUUGUUGUUUGGAGAUGAGGAGUACUUAUUUAUGUUUCAAGAAGCUUACAAGGCAGCUAUGCGUUACCUCCACCACGAUCCUUGGUAUGUGGAGGUGAAUAUGAACUCUGCUGCUACAGUCUGGCCAUUGUUUAACAGUUUACAAGCAUUCUGGCCAGGGCUUCAGGUUUUAGCUGGAGAUAUUGAUCCUGCUAUUCGCACACAUGCUGCUUUCUUCAGUGUCUGGAAAAGAUAUGGAUUUACUCCAGAGGGCUUUAAUCUUGCAACUAUGAAUGUUCAGCUUGGUCAAAAGAGUUAUCCCUUGAGACCAGAAUUGAUUGAGAGUAAUUACUGGCUAUUUAAAGCUACCAGAGAUCCCAGGUACCUUAAUGUUGGAAGGGACAUGGUGGCAAGUCUUCAAUAUGGAGCUAGGUGCCCAUGUGGAUAUUGUCACAUAGCAGAUGUAGAGACUCACGAGCAGGAUGAUCAUAUGGAAAGUUUUUUCCUUGCUGAAACAGUUAAAUAUCUUUGGUUGCUUUUUGAUUUAGCUGUGGGUCCAGAUAAUAUUGUUGAGAAUGGGCCAUACAAGUACAUAUUUAGUACAGAGGGUCACCUUUUGCCUAUUACUCCGGAAAUAUCUUUUAUCAAUGAGCACUGCUCGUAUUUUGGAGCAUUUUGCAAAGAUGAAGCUAAACAUGGAUAUGAUGGCUAUGAGACAACACUUAAACAUCAGGAAACAAAUAAUACUCAUCCUCAUAGAACCCAAGUUCAUCAGUUCAAUACCCAGAAUUCAUUUUCAACUUCAGGUUUCAUGAAGGGACACUGUCCAGGCUUGACCCAUGCCCAGAGGUUUGGCAUUUCAUAUACCGAAUAUAAAGAGGAUACCUUCACUAGUGAAGCUAGUCAACUUCAUGAUCACUCUGUCAUUGUUGUUACUGACCCAAGUUCAAAACCGACCAAGUACAGCAACGAUAACGAUAGCAUUCAGGAACCAGAGGAGGAACUUAAACACAAUGAAGGUGAUACACAGCAAGAGAAGGAUGUACCAGCUAAGUGAAAUUUGCUUGGACGAAUUCCACAGAAGACGGUAAUUUACCUUUGAGCGAUGAUGAAUGCCAUUUGGGUUUUAGAACUCAGACAGCCGAUACAAAGUUUUCGAAUGCUUAUCAAGAAUUCGGUCAUCUUGUUGAUAAAUCAUUAUUGAUCUGCGAAUUUACAAGCAUUCUUUUGAUUUCACCUGGCAGUUAUCAUCAAUGACAGAACUGUUAGAACUGAGAAAACAAAGACACUUGGAACAUUUAUGUUUCUAGAUACCUUGUGGUAAAAUUGUACAAUAGGGUUAAAUCUAUUUGGAGCCAGAUUGAGAUUAUUUUUUUGUUUGUUUGUUUAAGAAACGACUAACAUGUCAAUACUACCUUUUUGUGGAAUGUAAGAUUAUAUGAAAUGAUUAAUUUAUUUCUUAAUUAAUUGCAGUUUAAAA
This is a messenger RNA of Zingiber officinale, 2425 nucleotides long. RefSeq names its product alpha-mannosidase I MNS4-like. Gene Ontology annotation, molecular function: calcium ion binding; mannosyl-oligosaccharide 1,2-alpha-mannosidase activity. The transcript is spliced from 17 exons. NCBI's taxonomy places the organism in Eukaryota, Viridiplantae, Streptophyta, Magnoliopsida, Zingiberales, Zingiberaceae. The record is from RefSeq and is a predicted model, not a curated record. Gene Ontology annotation, cellular component: membrane; endoplasmic reticulum. Gene Ontology annotation, biological process: endoplasmic reticulum mannose trimming; carbohydrate metabolic process; mannose trimming involved in glycoprotein ERAD pathway. Bases 29 to 2002 code for a protein of 657 amino acids.